UUCAGUCUUUUUCCAACACCAAUAAAAAUUGUCUCAUCUAGAGGAUUCCUUCGAAAUGCUACCAAGUGAACCGAAAACUUCACUGUUGAACAUCCACCGAAAUUGAAUUGCAUUUUAACAAGUGGAGGAAAGUCGAUCGUAUCAAGGUGUAAUGAGAGCACAGGUCAUGGGCAGAUGAUGGAUGUCGAGUCAUCGUACUCUGAGUUUAUUAACUGCGAUCGGACGGGUCGGAGGAACGCGGUGCCUGACAUUAAAGGGGAUGAAGCUGCAGCUGGGACGUGUGAACUAACCAAAGACAUGGCUCAAAUGGACCUCAAGACCACAGAGGAGGGGCCUUCCACGUCUCCGCCUCCUGAAGCGGAGGCGUCGGGUAGCCAGGAUACACAGGGGAAAGAGGGACCCUCUUAAAUGACGGAUGAAAUGAAGAAAGAGGAGAAAAAGCCCCCGCCCAUUCUCACAGCUGAUUCCCCUUUUGGACCCCCUCAUCAGGCAGCAGGAGCAGCAGAGCGAUGAGGACCUGUUCUCACACACUACCCCUCAAAUGACCAUGAGCCAGGAUGACACUUAGCAGCCAGUGUGGACGGGGACCAGUGUGGACUGGGACCAGUGUGGAAGCUUGUGGAGGAUGCAGAGGGGGAUAUUACACACUGAUUACUACACAGGGUUACUCUUCUCUCCUGUGGGCUUGGACGUAGUACUUUGUCCAAUAAAUACUUAAGGAAAGCACAGACUUUUUUUUUUAUACUUUUUCUCCUAAACACAAACCAUUAAUAUUGCUUGUCCUUAUCAUGAAGUAAAACAAUAAGACUAUAUUCAUAACUACCAUCGUACACUAUCGAGUAAGAAUGUACCGAGUCAUACUCCGCUGUCUGUAAACCUGCAGAGGACUGGCACACAUCUCAAUAUAUAUUUGAGUUGGUUUUUUUUUAUGAUAACAACAGUAGUUACUACAGCAUGUGCUGCAGGAAAUGAAAAGAUAUUUAUUUUCAUCCUAUUCUCUGAACUCAGUCCUUUGUUCUGUUUCUGUAACACAUAACAUACUCUAUAGUGUUGUGUACCAUAUUUCACAGUUAGACGUACAAUGGUUGGAGUUAUGGCUUCCUGUUCACGGCACAAUCUACAAUUUUAGUACUCUUACAAAACAUGAAUACACUCUUUUGAACACUCAUCUUUAUUUUAUUUGUAUUUUUUUCCCUGUUCAUAUUGUAAUUACCUCAGAAUAAACAGGAAUGACUUUGA
Molecule: messenger RNA, 1239 nt
Organism: Chanos chanos (milkfish)
Lineage: Eukaryota; Metazoa; Chordata; Actinopteri; Gonorynchiformes; Chanidae
Gene: pkig
Product: protein kinase (cAMP-dependent, catalytic) inhibitor gamma
Exons: 3
Coding region: 175-408 (77 amino acids)
Biological process (GO): negative regulation of protein kinase activity
Molecular function (GO): cAMP-dependent protein kinase inhibitor activity
Source: RefSeq, a predicted model, not a curated record